AUGAUGAUGCAGGUGACCCUGUUCGCGGUGCACUGCGCCGGGUGCAUCAACUACCUGAUCGCGGACAGGUACCCGGACCCGGCGAGGACUUGGAUAGGCGCGGCGCACCCGGACUUCAGGGAGGACGGGCUGUGGGUGCGCUACGUCACGUGCCUCUACUGGUCCAUCACCACCAUGACCACCACCGGCUACGGCGACCUGCACGCCCAGAACGCCAGGGAGAUGCUCUUCGGCAUCUCCUACAUGCUCUUCAACCUCUGGCUCACCGCCUACCUCAUCGGCAACAUGACCAACCUCGUCGUCCACAGCACCAGCCGCACCAGAGACUUCAGGGACAUGGUUCAGGCUGCCACGGAAUUCGCGGCGAGGAACCAGCUGCCGCGGCAGAUAGAGGAGCAGAUGCUGAACCACAUAUGCCUGAGGUUCAAGGCAGAGGGGCUCAAGCAGCAGGACACACUGGACAUCCUCCCCAAGGCGAUGAGAUCCAGCAUAUCGCUCUAUCUCUUCUUCCCGGUGGUUCAGGGCGCCUACCUGUUCAGGGGAGUCUCCCCAAGCUUCAUCCAGCAACUGGUAACGGAGAUGGUGGCCGAGUACUACGCCCCGAAGGAGGACAUCAUACUGCAGAACGAGUACCCAUCGGACCUACACCUUCUUGUGACCGGAGAAGUGGAUAUUGUGGCGUUCCUAGAUGGGACAGAGCAGGUUUAUGGAAAAGCGACUGAGGGAGGACUGCUAGGGGAGAUCGGGGUACUGUGCAACAAGCCACAGCCGUUCACUUUCCGGACAGCCAAGCUAUCUCAGGUUCUAAGGAUCAGUAGGCCCAAGCUGAUGGAUAUCAUCCAGGAAAAUGCAGAAGAUGGCGAGAUCAUCAGGAUCAAUCUUGAGCAAGUAAACGUCUAA
Messenger RNA from Triticum turgidum subsp. durum (durum wheat), 900 nucleotides. The record is from the annotation of a GenBank genome assembly. NCBI's taxonomy places the organism in Eukaryota, Viridiplantae, Streptophyta, Magnoliopsida, Poales, Poaceae.